This is a messenger RNA of Nannospalax galili (Upper Galilee mountains blind mole rat), 877 nucleotides long. Its product is annotated as atherin-like. NCBI's taxonomy places the organism in Eukaryota, Metazoa, Chordata, Mammalia, Rodentia, Spalacidae. The coding region runs from base 16 to 639 and encodes 207 amino acids. The transcript has 2 exons. The record is from RefSeq and is a predicted model, not a curated record.
GGGACGCCAUAGACGAUGGAUGAUGCCAGAAGCGGAGGUGGAAUACAGCAAGUUCCGACAGUGCUGCUGAGGUCGGCCAACGCUCCCGCUGCUGCCAAACAACAUGCGAGAAGCCGGGAGAGAGCGCAGCAAAGAGCCCAGCCUGCCACCUUGCUGUCCCUGUGGCUUCUGGGGCCAGCGUUUCCACUACCAACCGUUUAUGCUGCUGCUGCUGCCGCUGCUGCACAUUCCCGAGGGACCCUGCUACCGCCGCCGCAUGUUCCGGAGGGCGGCCCGCUGUUGCCCCAUGUUCAGGAGGGCCGCUGCCGCUGCACGGUCCAGAGGGCCACCGACAUCACCGCACCCGCACCGUCUGGAGGGCCACCGCCACCGCCGCACUUUCCGGAGGGCUGCUGUCGCCACCGCCGCCACCGCUGCCGCAAGUUCCUGAGGGCGGCAGCCGCAGCCGCCCCACAUUCCGGAGGGUGGCCGCCCCCGCAUAUCCGGGAGGGCCGUUGCCGCCGCCUCCACCGCCGCAAGUUCCGGAGGGCCGUCGCCGCCAUCGCUGCCACCGCCGCACGGUCCAGAGGGCCACCGCCACCGCCGCACUUUCUGGAGGGCUGCUGUCGCCCUGCCGCCACCGCUGCUGCAAGUUCCUGAGGAUCGCCCCCGCCGCCCCACGUUCCGGAGGGCUGCCGAUGCAGCUGCCCGAUUCCGAGUGCAGCCGGUACAGCGCCACCACACGUUUCGGAGGACAGCCGCCACCAUCGCACAUUCCGGACAGUUCGGGAAGUGCAGCUGAGGUCGGCCAACGCUCUCGCUGCUGCCAAACAACAUGCCAGACGCCAGGAGAGAGCAGCAAAGAGCCCAGCUUGCUGCCUUGCUGUCCCUGUGGCUU